Closterium sp. Yama58-4 is the source of this 615-nucleotide messenger RNA. NCBI's taxonomy places the organism in Eukaryota, Viridiplantae, Streptophyta, Zygnematophyceae, Desmidiales, Closteriaceae. The record is from the annotation of a GenBank genome assembly.
AUGGAGCGCGCGCCAACGCCUCUCCGAGUCGCCUUCGUCCUGCUCUGUAGUGCGGCGUUCCUCACUGCCGUCGAAUCUGCCCCAAUCGUCCUGCCAUUCCUCCUCGCACGUUCUGCACUGCACGGCGGCGUUUCAACCACGGCGCCCGCUGCUCAGGCCAAGCCCUUGGUGUGGAAAGGGAGAACAGUCUAUAAGUACGUGACAAAAUUGCGUCCCACUAGACUCAAUGGGAAGGUGAUCGGCGACAAAGGCGCACGGGGAAAAUAUGUCACCAAGAUAGUGAGGUACUCAGCAACAACUUAUUAUAUCAAGAUUUUCUUCUCCGUCUUAAAAAUUAGAUCGGGAGGAAAGGCGCCAACCUUAACCGAGGGAAAGGACUGCACUGGAGCAUCCUUACUAGCCGGCCCUACAGACUGGACAAACAUCACAAGUGACAAAACAGGCCGCCUCAAGCGCUACAGUUUCCUGUCCACAUCGACUCUAGGACCGGGGUCUCUAGCUCAGCUACGUGCAUCGAUUGACGAUGGAUUCAAGGCGUCUGGCUAUUACACGAGGGUUGCGCACGAGAACAACGCGCAUGCACUCUGCGGGAAGGCCAAGAAAGUGAAGGGAUAG